UCAAAAGAAUUUGAAAUUUUCGUUUAUUUUCAAUGAAAAGAGUUCGCUUGCUCUAAAUCAAUCGUCGUCUGUCUCGUUUUUAAGCCUUGGGGAAGUGGCAAAAAACAGAGUCUUGGGUGAGGCCGAGACCCAAUUCUAGAGGAGGAGGCCAGAGAGAAGCAGAGCCUCACGAGGGAGGAACGGUCGGGAGUUCGCUUCGAAUCUUUUCUUUUCGAAUCGCGAGUGAUCAGCAAUUGGGGAAACUUCGAGGAUUCUCUUCCGAGUGUCGGAUUUUUCGAGUCAAACGAGGAAGAAGUCGAACCAGGAUCGAGAAACGUAGGAUUUAUGUCGUCUGGGUUUGAUCUGGUCACCGGAGCUCUGACGCAGCUCUGUUUCUCUGCUCUGCUUCUCUGGUCAGUGGCACGCACGCCCAACUUGUUCUCCGCCUGGUGCAUGCAACAUCGGUCGCUUGAUCGGAGCGCGACACCGUGUGAUCCCGCCUUGUUCCAUGCGAUUGAAGACGAAACGGGCUUGCCUUGGAUCAGAGUAUUCUGGGGCUUAUUGUCGAACAGGCAGAAGUUUGAUUUUGAUUCUGGGAACUUGGUGUCACUGGGUUUGGAGUUGAAACUUCGAUAGUCGAAAGAACUCGAGAUAUUGUUUAUUUCUGCUUUUCUUGUUUGUAUUUGUCGGGGUGAAGUUGGUUCAUUGCCCAUUAAAUCUUUCAGGCAAGUGAAGAUGCCUGGUAUUGAUGGGAGAUUGUGGCACCCUAUCACGAGUUGCACAGAAGUUAAGGAGAAGCGGCCGAGCAAUGAGAAAAACCUCGAGCACGUGAGGAGAAUCCGUGUCAUGUACAGUGACCCUGAUGCGACUGAUUCUUCGAGCAGCGAUGACGAGGGCAUGUACAUUGUUGACAGGAGCGUGUUUAAGCAGAAUAAGCUGGUCGUCAAGGAGAUAGUGAUUCCUGUCAACACACACAAGUCCCGUGCAAAUACUGGUGGCCGGAAGUAUAUUAGCAUAAACAAGAAGUUUGGUUGCGCUAUUUCUGCAUGUCCAGAAAAGAAGAACCCACCACCUCCUUUGGAAUAUAGAGGAGUGAGGCGGAGGCCUUGGGGAAGAUAUGCAGCCGAGAUUCGAGACCCUAUCAGGAAAGUUCGCAUGUGGCUCGGGACUUAUGAUACUGCGGAAGAGGCUGCACUAGCUUACCAGAGAAAGAAGCUUGAAUUCGACACCCUCUCUAUACCGGGGAAGAACAACACUAGUUGCCAAGACUUGACUGAUCCUUCUUUCUGGGUUCCAUCCCCUUCGUCCGUGCUCGAUGCUCCCAGUUCUUCAUCAUCCGGUAAUCGCCACGAAGAAUUAGCCCCAGAACGACUUGGCGAGGACAAGGUGCGGGUAUUGGGCAAUACGGGAUUAGAGCCGCAGUUAGAUGACGAUUCGUGCAUCCGGGAGUUGUUACUAGACCCAGUGCCAUCAAUGUCAAUCACUGAGGAGUUUGAUUGGGGCGGCUGGGACGAGAAUUUGCUGCUACGGGAUGAAUCUGACGAUGGCCUUCAUGACGGAAUCAUGGGAAUCAACGAGAAUCUUCGCAAGAGAUUGAGUUUGGUGGGGACAAGAUGGGUGUUCUUGCGAACAUCGAUAUCAAUCUAGACAAGGAGGAGCUUGCUUGGAUUGAUGAUGCACUGAAUUCACCAUCCUAGUAACGUUGUUGCACAUUAGGACUUCUGCUUGCCUUUAAUAUGGUUUUGGUAGAGCAUAUACCAAAGGAGAUCUUGACUCAGGGCGAGCCGUCAGAUCGCCGAAUCGCCAAUUCUUCAAGACUCUCAGGUGAAAAAUUUUGACAGUUUUACUAUAGAUGGUAUGUUCUCUUGAAAUGCAUAUGGAUCUCGGAGGAAGAAUUCCUCUGAUAGUUACUGGUUUGCCUAU
Rhodamnia argentea is the source of this 1902-nucleotide messenger RNA. Its product is annotated as ethylene-responsive transcription factor ERF069-like. The transcript is spliced from 3 exons. The coding region runs from base 715 to 1626 and encodes 303 amino acids. Gene Ontology annotation, biological process: regulation of DNA-templated transcription. The record is from RefSeq and is a predicted model, not a curated record. NCBI's taxonomy places the organism in Eukaryota, Viridiplantae, Streptophyta, Magnoliopsida, Myrtales, Myrtaceae. Gene Ontology annotation, molecular function: DNA-binding transcription factor activity; DNA binding.